Ostrea edulis (European flat oyster) is the source of this 1332-nucleotide messenger RNA. RefSeq names its product allatostatin-A receptor-like. The transcript has 2 exons. Gene Ontology annotation, cellular component: membrane. Gene Ontology annotation, molecular function: G protein-coupled receptor activity. The record is from RefSeq and is a predicted model, not a curated record. NCBI's taxonomy places the organism in Eukaryota, Metazoa, Mollusca, Bivalvia, Ostreida, Ostreidae. The coding region runs from base 141 to 1091 and encodes 316 amino acids. Gene Ontology annotation, biological process: G protein-coupled receptor signaling pathway.
GACUGUGUAAACAUAUUCGCAUAUAAAUAUAUUUUAUAUGUAUACAUGUACUGCAUCUAAUCCUUUCUCAAAAAUUGGAAUAUUGAAAAACAAAAUUGAAGGAAUACGGACGGCUUCUGUAAAAGACAUUUUCAAUUCUCAUGGACGAGCUGACGUUCGGACUUCCAAAUACGUCAUCUUUAUUGAAUUAUAGCAAUGCUACGGUUCAACCAGCCCUAGAAACCAUUUCUGAUUCUUUGUGGGCUUUAAUUACAAUCAUCUCAACAAUCUUCCUUGUUAUCGGAGUGAUCGGUAAUACUAUUGUAAUCAUUCUUGUAUCAACAAGGAAGGGACUUCGCACACCGACAUUCACGGCAAUAGCUUGUCUCUCUGUUGCUGAUUUGCUAUGUGUGUGUUCGCGUUACGUGUUCACGAUUAACGGUAUUAGAAAUGUCAUGGGAUACCAAUUUUGGAAUAUGUACAUAACAGUGACGUUUUAUUUCUUACACGGUGCGAACUUUCAUAUCGUGUUGAUUGCAUAUUUACGUUAUGUAUUUAUCACUAAGCCUUUGCAAAGUGUAAAAAUCACCACAAAAAGCGUAUUAAAAAUGUCGGGAGGAGUGUGGUUUGCAGGAAUACUAACUGGAUCUCUAUACUGCCUAAUGAUUUUGUUGGAAAUGCAUGAUAAUAUCACUGCCAAGGAUGGUUCUGUUUUGGAAAUGAUAUUCUGUAUAUAUGUCACAUUUGUACCGUUUUUACUCAUUGUGGUUUUGCAUAUUAUCAAAAUUUUCAAACUAAAUAAGACGGGACAUUUGUCAUCAGGACAACACUUAUCAAUUUCGAAAAAAAUGUCCCUGAUGAUAUUUAUAAUCAUUGUGAUUUAUCUAUUGAGUACCACUCCAAUGUUAACAGGUAUAAUUAUAUAUUUUUUAUGUAUUUCUAUAGAUUUCAAGCCCGCUGUAUGUCAUAUUUUCUUUUCUUACUACACUGUAUCUGUUGUGUCAUUAUGUUUGCUUUUGAACAAUGCUGUUAAUCCAUUAAUUUACUUCUUUUUUUCUCCCCCAAGUCUUAAAGUCCUUCACAGAAUCAAGCAAUGCUGCACAAAAUCUUAAUCUUCAGGAAUCAGGCAAUGAUGCACAAAAUCUUAAUCUUCAGGAAUCAAGCAAUGCUGCACAAAAUCUUAAUCUUCAGGAAUCAAGCAAUGCUGCAAAAAAUCUUAAUCUUCAGGAAUCAAGCAAUGUUACACAAAGUUUAAAACAAUUAAUAAAUCAACAGAGGCUAUGUUCAACAAAUAUAUGACUGACUUGUAUAAAGGUUCUUCAUUGGUUCAUGUAAUGUUAGAUACCAAAUAAA